Molecule: messenger RNA, 1179 nt
Organism: Tupaia belangeri chinensis (Chinese tree shrew)
Lineage: Eukaryota; Metazoa; Chordata; Mammalia; Scandentia; Tupaiidae
Product: zinc finger protein 385D-like
Cellular component (GO): nucleus
Source: RefSeq, a predicted model, not a curated record
AUGAGAAACAGAAUGUAUUUUGGUGGUAUGUGCCAGAGUCCUGCUCUCCCAGCGCUAGUCCAUCCACCAGCGCCUCCUUUGCAACCACCGCAGGAUAAUAAACCACCUCUUCCCUUUCCUAUUGACACUGCAACUGUAGUCAACCUCUUCCCUAAUUUUAAUGCGAUGAACCCAGUUCAGAAAGCUGUAAUAAAUCACACAUUUGGAGUUCCUCUUCUUCAUCAAAGAAAGCAAAUCGUAUCAGGCAACAUCUGUCAGUUGAGAUUUAAUUCUUAUAGUCAGGCUGCAGCCCACUAUAAAGGCAUGAAGCAUGCCAAGGAGCUCAAAGCACUGCAAGUCACGAAAAAUAAGCAGAAACCUCUACCUACCAAGGACAGUGCACAGACUACCUUCCCCUCCAUCACUACCAAUACCAUCAAUACCAGCCUUGACAAAGCAGACAAUACCACAGGGACACCAGCAAUAUGGACGAUGGCGACUGUGGAAAUCCACAGAAGCAGUGUUAGGACAACCGAGAUCACCUCUAAAGAGAAAAGAAGCCUCAUGACGACCACAGGCAAUAGCGCGUGCCCUUCCACAGAGACUGAGGAAGAAAAGGCAAAGUGGCUUCUGGGGCCAGCAGAUGUCCUAAUGGCUGUAGUCAACCCCGCCUCACAGCUGGAGGCGCACAACAGUGGUACUGAGCACAAAAUCAGGCUAGAAGCUUGGAAUGGAAGCGAGAUGAUCAAAGCCUUUCCUAGGGCAGGAGUGAAAGGCAGAGGACCUAUUAAUAAGGGAAGCACAGGCCUCCAAAACAAAACAGUUCACUGUGAAAUCUGUGAUGUGCACGUCAGUUCGGAAACUCAACUUAAACAGCACAUUAGCAGCAGAAGGCACAAAGACGGAGCUGCCCAGAAGCCCUCGAAACCCAGAUACAGUCCUUACAAUGAAUUACAGAAAGCAGCAUAUCCACUGGGGACAAAAUUAGUAUUUUCAAAAGAACCUUCCAAGCCAUUGGCUCCACAAAUUCUACCAAAGCCCCCCCCCCCCAGCCACUGCUGCCGGGGAGAAUUCCCCCUCAGUCUUCCAACUGCUCCAGCAGCAACCCUGGUCCCCACUGCACUUCCUCCAGCAUGCCUGCCGCCAGCUCCUGGACCCCUUUGGGCCGCCCACACUCCUGUGAUGUCUGCUCCUUACUGA